GAGAGAGAGAGAGAGGGUGGAUUAUUUGAGACUGUUGCGCCUCUCAACACUAUCUCUAAGGAAAAUUAUGACUUGGUACACUAAAUUAUGCCUAUGACUUGGUGCAUUGGGACUAUACAAUAAUUUACGCUAUCUCUAAACCCUUCUUUUUGACAAUGAGAUGACUUCUAACCUCCUAUCGAUAUCAAGAAACCCCUAUAUAAGGUGAUGAAGGGUGCUUUCUUGUAUGUAUUAAAUAAAAAUUUAGUGAUUUUAUUUUAAUAAAUUAAAGUUAAAAAACGAAAUUGAAACAAUCCCAAAAUUGAACAACAGUCAAUAAAAAUUACUUAGCUCUUUUUACGUAAGGUAUAUAGAUAAUCCAAGUUAUGUUCUGCAUCUCUACGCCACAUAAAGUUGAUCCUAGACAACCGAUAAGCCUGCUUUGUUCUGUUCUUCUUGCAUCCUCAACAAUCUUUAGCUCCAAUUCGGAUUUCUCCUCAGUUCUUUACUUUGAACUUAAAAAAGUAUGAUUUCACUCAAAUUUUGCAAGACCCACCUUUCGCCAUCUCUCCUCAACUCCUCCAAGCUCCAAAAACAAAGAACAGAACAACCCAUUUUUCUUCCAAAGAAAGUAGUCCACAGAAGAAAGCUUACAGUAAGAGGAUGCAGUGGACAAGAACCAGAGAAAAAGAAGACAGAGAGGAAAAGUUUCUUGAGUCUUGAAGAAGCUGGUCUAGUUGAAAUAUCUGGUUUGAGCACUCAUGAGCGCUUUCUGUGCCGUUUAACGAUAUCAUCACUGAACCUUCUGAGAGUUAUCUCAGAGGAAGAAGGGUGUGCAAUUGAGGAGCUAAAUGCUGGGAGGAUAUGUGACUGGUUUGUAAAAGAUAAGCUGAGAAGAGAGCAGAAUAUUGAAUCUGCAGUCCUUCGGUGGGACGAUUCUGAGUUCCAAUUUUGAGCUUUUGUGGUUCUUUUUAUUGUUAAUUAACCCAAAAAAAAAAAAAAAGCAGAAGGGUAUCUUCAUGAAUAUCAGGGAAAUGUGAUUUGUUUGUGAGAUUACAUAACUUCCAAUGAAGUUUUGUUUGUAUUUCUGGAGAAGUUUCAUUUCCAUCCGACAAUAUUUCUCUGCAUUGAUCCUGAAACUUUAUAGAGAUGCCUCUAGAAUUGUUAUGCAAAGCUCAACCUUAUCCCUUUUUCUUUUAGAUAAUGUUCAUAAUUAAUAAAAGUUGUUUAUGAGAUCAUGGAGUUCAA
Hevea brasiliensis (rubber tree) is the source of this 1227-nucleotide messenger RNA. RefSeq lists its product as uncharacterized. NCBI's taxonomy places the organism in Eukaryota, Viridiplantae, Streptophyta, Magnoliopsida, Malpighiales, Euphorbiaceae. The coding region runs from base 506 to 934 and encodes 142 amino acids. The transcript has 2 exons. The record is from RefSeq and is a predicted model, not a curated record.